This is a messenger RNA of Cadophora gregata, 2341 nucleotides long. RefSeq names its product Fimbrin, actin-bundling protein (gene SAC6). The transcript has 5 exons. Gene Ontology annotation, molecular function: actin filament binding. Bases 14 to 1960 code for a protein of 648 amino acids. Gene Ontology annotation, cellular component: actin filament bundle; actin filament; cytoplasm. Gene Ontology annotation, biological process: actin filament network formation; actin filament bundle assembly. The record is from RefSeq and is a predicted model, not a curated record. NCBI's taxonomy places the organism in Eukaryota, Fungi, Ascomycota, Leotiomycetes, Helotiales, Ploettnerulaceae.
UGAAUUUACCAUCAUGAAUGUCAUUAAACUGCAGAAGAAAUAUCCUCAGUUUGCUCAAGAUGAGAUCUUUGGCCUGCAAGAUGCAUUCCGAAAGCUGGAUAUAGAUGACAAGGGAUACAUUGAUGAGGCCACGGCGAUCAAGGCGACACAGACGAGUGAGAGACAACCAUACGAUGUUGUUCGACAGGCUUUGAAGGAGGUAGAGCUGGAUUCCUCCAGACGAGUUGAACUCGAUGAUUACGUCGGACUCGUCUCCAAAUUGAGAGAAUCAUCACCUGCCCAGAAACGUAUUUCUACUGGGCCGGCCUCUCCGGCGCGCACAGGACUGGUCUCGCAGCAGACAGGUGGUGGACACGGCUCAAAAGGUAGCGUUAGUGGGCGAAUUCAAGUGCAAGGCUCGUCUUCGAACGUCACUCAUACAAUCAACGAAGACGAGAGAACGGAGUUUACCCGUCACAUCAACGCUGUGUUGGCAGGCGAUCCAGACAUUGGGAGCCGGCUGCCUUUCCCAACCGAUACCUUCGAGAUGUUCGAUGAAUGCAAGGAUGGGCUGGUCUUGGCAAAGUUGAUCAACGACAGUGUCCCUGAUACUAUUGAUGAACGGGUGCUCAACCGUGCAGGAAAGAAAAUCAGAACCCUGAAUGCCUUCCACAUGACAGAAAAUAAUAAUAUCGUCAUCGAAUCUGCGAAGGGUAUUGGCUGUUCAGUAGUUAACAUUGGAAGUGGAGACAUUAUCGAGGUGCGGGAGCAUUUGAUUCUUGGCUUGAUUUGGCAAGUCAUUCGAAGAGGUCUCCUGGGAAAGAUCGAUAUCAAGCUCCACCCUGAGUUGUACAGACUUCUCGAGGAGGAUGAGACCCUUGAACAGUUCUUAAGACUGCCCCCGGAGCAGAUCCUUUUGAGAUGGGUCAACUACCAUCUGAAAGCAGCAAACUGGCCUCGCAGAGUCUCAAAUUUCUCCACUGAUGUAAAGGAUGCAGAGAACUACACAGUUCUCCUCGCUCAAAUUGCACCUGAUCAAUGUACCCGAGGCCCAUUACAAACCCGUGACCUGCUACAAAGAGCAGAGCAAGUCCUCCAGAAUGCCGAUACUAUUGGAUGCCGCAAGUUUCUAACCCCAACUUCUCUUGUCGCGGGAAAUCCAAAGCUCAAUCUUGCUUUCGUUGCAAAUUUGUUCAAUACCCAUCCUGCUUUAGAUCCAAUCACCGAGGAAGAGAAAUUACAAGUCGAUGAUUUUGAUGCUGAAGGCGAGCGAGAAGCUCGAGUCUUCACACUCUGGCUCAAUAGUCUUGAUGUUCAACCAGCUGUUAAUUCUCUGUACGAUGACCUACGAGAUGGCACGAUACUUCUACAGGCAUAUGACAAGGUUAUCAAGGGCUCCGUCAACUGGCGACACGUGAACAAGGCUCCUGCGAACGGUGGGGAGAUUUCGAGGUUCAAGGCAGUUGAGAAUACAAAUUAUGCCAUUGAACUCGGCAAGCAGAACCGAUUCUCUCUUGUCGGUGUCCAAGGAGCAGAUAUCACAGAUGGUCAACGCACAUUGACACUUGGUCUCGUCUGGCAACUCAUGCGAAAGGACAUCUCCGAGACACUCUCUGCUCUUGCCCAACGACUUGGGAAGCGCGAAAUCACAGAUGCCGAGAUGGUAAACUGGGCGAAUGACAUGUCUCGGAAGGGAGGCAAGAGCUCUUCGGUUCGCUCGUUCAAGGAUUCUACUAUUGGAACGGGCAACUUCCUCUUGGAUGUCUUGAACGGAAUGAAGAGCAGCUACGUUGAUUACGACCUGGUCACACCUGGCAGAACCGAUGAUGACGCUUACCUGAACGCCAAGCUUAGUAUCAGUAUUGCCAGAAAGAUGGGUGCCACUAUUUGGCUGGUCCCAGAAGAUAUCUGCCAGGUCAGAAGUCGCCUGGUUACUACUUUCAUUGGUUCAUUAAUGGCGACACAUGAGAAGAUGCAGUAAGGAAGAUGUAUUAUGAUGGGCGAGUAAGCCAUUGGCUGUCAAGCAACGAAGCGCUGGUGGCAGGAGAAAUUAUUUCGGCGGAUAUCUGGCUAUUCAUGAGCAAUAGAAGCAAUUUCCAAUGUCUAAUGAGAUCCUUGUGGGAUUGUGCCUUUCGAUGUUACAUGAUCAUGUCCUAUUCGCCGUGUUCGUUGCCUGCAAUGCUUCCGGCUGUCAUGGCAUCACGAUUAGGUUGUCAUCACCUGAUCGACCACGUGCAUGAGAAUGGAAAGAACUCUACCUUACCUUAAAGGAAAAAGCAGGUUCCGACCCACCGUGGGAGGGGCACGUUCCUAGAAUAAUUAUUAUAUCACUGUUACAAAAUUCUGGUAACUUUUAAUUGAC